CUCCCAGAAUGCAGUGCUCCACGGCCUCCGUGUGUUUGUCUGUUUUUCUGCCUGCGUUUUUGACGCCUUUGAGCUUCUGAAUCGCGAAACGUCGUCUUUAAUAUUCCGCUGCCUCGGUUCCGACCCGCUGCGCCGCGUCCGCCGCCCUGUGCUCCGUCUCCGAUGCGCUCAGCGGCCGCCCAGACCGAGUAAACCGGACCCUCCGAGCUGAUGGCAGCCAGCGGCCCAGAUGACGAGUUUGAGUACGAUAAGCCGGGAGCGGAGAGGUCGAGAAGACGAAGAGGAGACGACGAUGACCUGGACAGCGAUCUGGAAGGUGACUUGCUGGAGGAGGACUGGCUUUCAUCUAAGAAGAAUCCCUCAGAACUGUCCGAUGAAGAGCUGAAUGAUGACCUGCUGCAAAGUGAUGAGGAAGAUCAGAACACAAGUGGACAGGGCGAAGCGGUGAGUCUGAACGCGACUCUGGGCCUCAGCACCUCCUACAACCUGCAGGGAGAAAGCCUGGAAGGAGGAGGAGGAUAUGGAGAAGAGGGAUAUGAAACGACAGAGGGGGGAUUCUCUCAGGAAGAGUACAAAGACGAGGAGUAUGGAGAAACAGAAGAAGGGAUGGAAUACGCCGCAGGACAGAACGACGAAGCGUAUGAGGAUGAAGUGCUAGAACUUCAGAUCGAUGAACCGCUGGAUGAUGAAUUUCAAGUUGAUGAUUACUCCGGUGAUUACACCGCAGAGCCACGGGAAGGGCAGGCCGACCAUCAGGAAGCAGAGGAGGAGGAUGAGCCAGAGGAAGUGGAGGAUCACGAGGGCUCCCAGGUUACAGAGUCAGAGGAGUUGGAGCCGGAGCUGGAGGCUGAGGCUGAACAGGAGCAGGAGGCAGAUACAAAAGAAGAAUCGGACGAGGAUGAAGACGAGGAAGAGUCGGGCCGGCUGCGUUUCAAAACCGAGCGCAAAGACGUUACUGUGGUCCGACUCUCCGACGCUGCCAGUAAACGGAGGAACAUUCCCGAAACACUAGAACUGACUGAGGAGGCCAAAGCAGAUCUUCUGGAGUUCGAGGAGAAGGAGCGUCUGAGGAAGCAGGGACGCUACGGAGGGAGAGGAAGAGGGGGAGGCAGAGGAGGCAUGAUGGGAGGAAGAGGCAGAGGAGGAAGAGGAGGGCUUCCUAUGUUUGGGAUGGGAGAUUUCCAUGGCGAUGGAGGUACUGGACGAGGGAGGAUACACGAACAGAGGCCUCCGCUGAUGCAAGUGAACUUGGGCAUGCAGCCCAGAAUGGCUCCUCCUCAGUCCCAUCAUCACCACCACCAUCAUCAUCAGUCUCGACCUCCAGGCCCCCGUGGAGCUCCGGGUCUUUUCCCAAACCCCAUCAGCCCGCUUUCCCAACAGCCCCUGCAGCUGCUACUGCCCCACCGCUCCCCGGGACCCCCGCCCAGGCCCCAGCAGGACCUGCGCCGGCCACCGGCCCCUGCACACCCUCACCCUCACCCCAACCAGCAGCAACAGCAGCAGCCCAAAAACAUCCACAUCAACCCGCACUUCAGAGGCCCGGCGUCCUCGUCGGUGCAAGCUCCGUUGAUGUCUCCUGCUCAGAACCAGCCCAGGCCCAACAUCGGCCCUCAGAGAUUUCCUGGUCCUGUGGACUUCCAGCAGCAUCUCCAAGGCAAUUUUGUCCAGCCCCAGAGACCCCCUCUGCAGGAGCCGUGGAGAGGACCCCCGCCCCCCCACCAGGAGAGAGAGCCUUUCUUUAACAACGAACCACGCUUCCCUGGUCAGCACAUCUUCGAUCUCCCAGGUCCGGCCCCCCUCAUGAACAAUAACAUCCUUCCUCUUGCGGGUCAGGGCCCCCUGUCGUUUCCCCAACCAGGGGGUCCAGGAGGUGUGGGCGGGGCUCCGGGCCCUGGGCCAGGCUUUGGGCCCCUGGGCAUCGGUCAGGGUCAGGGGCCUCCAGGGCCUGGAGGAAUGUUUCAGAGAGAGCCGCCACGCCCCAACCUGCAGCACAGCAGCCCCCCGGCGCCCCCCGGACCUCGCGGCUUCUUGGGCCACAGGCAGCCUUUCCCUCCCCAGCAGCCAGGACCCCCCUUCAGCCCCCAGCACAUGCCGUUUGGGAUGCAGGUACGCCAGAGAGGUCUCAUGCAGCCUCACUCUCAGCCCCAGCACCACGAUUUGCCUUCCCAUCAUCCUUUACACCAGCAGCAGCACAGACAGGACGUCCAGUCUCACGGUCACCCGCAGCCGCAACCUCUGCCGCCACACCACCAACACCAACAACACCAACACCAGCAACACCACCAGCGCCAACCCGGGGAGCCGCAUCCCAUCAUGCACCUCUCCCACUCGCCCUUCCGCCAGCCCCUGCAGGGCGGCCCCAGGCAGAUGCAGCAGCGUAGCCAGAACGGCCAGCAGCGCAACAACCCGGGACGAAUGAGGAUGGCGUCUCCGUCUUCCCUGCAGCCGCUUCAGAGUCCACAGCGCAACAGCAACCUCCGCGAACUGCCUAUCGCCCCCAGCAACAACCCUGUCCGCCCCUCUGCGCCCGCCGGCCAGGCCAGGCCCGUUACCAGAGCAACCCAGGAAAUCAAACCCGGACAAGGAGUAGCAGCCGGAGCUGUAGGAUGUGGGCAGGGCGUCGCUAGAGCAGGACCAGCACCUUCAGAGGCAAAGAAAGAAAGCCCACCCACUCAACCCAGCACACCUGCACAGGAUCCGGAUGAGGAUGAGGAGACCCGUCAGUAUCGGCUGAAGAUUGAGGAGCAGAAGCGUCUGAGGGAGGAGAUCCUGAGGAGGAAGGAGAUGCGCAGACAGAUGCAGGCAGGAGUUCGGAAGAAGGAGCUUCUGGAGCGAAUCGGGGGCCUGAAUCCAACUCAGACUGCCCCAACGCAGCCGGUCCCUCAGCCCCAACCUGCCCCUCAGCCCGCACAGCCGGUCCCCUCCUCUCUGGCCCCCAACGGAGCCCCGCAAAUGCCCAGCCUUCCCCGCGGAAACGUUAAAACAAGCCUGCAGAGCUCCGGCCUCGAGCCUCACGCCGCCAAGCCUGAGCCCAGCCCACAGCUCCAGCAGCUGAGGAAACCUCCCACCCAGCAGAACCCCCAGAGACAGUUCCCGAACCCCACUGGAGACGUCCAGCCGCCGCAGGCUGUCCGGCCCGGCGGGAAGAGGACCGUGAUGCAGCGGGCGAACAGCGGCGGGGCUCCGCAGGUUCCGCAGAUUCUGCAGAUUCCACAUAAAGUGCGAGUGGUCAAACGCCUGACUGGGGUAGAUCCUGUUCCGAGCCCUGGAGCCCCUUCAGCACCCCUCCAACAUCAGCACCAGCAGCAGCCUCAGCAGCAGCAGCUGGGCAGACCCAUCCCUCAGCAGAGGGUCAGUGCAGUGAGGAAGGUCACCGUGGGAACAGGAGCACAGCAGCCUCAGGAACCUGGAGGAGUGACUACAAACCAGACUAACCGGGUCGUCGUUCCGGGUCGCGGUCGAGGUCGUGGGGCUCAGGUGGGUCGAGGAGGCGGAGGACGGAUGACGACGCAGCAGAACAGGCCAAACCCCCGAGUGCCGGAUUCUCAGCCCAGCACAGUGUCCAUUGAUGGCCUGUCGUCCACCACCACCGAGAAACAGAUCAAAAACUUACUCAACUCCAUCGGCCCCAUACAGAUGUUUAAGAUGCUGCCGGAUCAGAGGAAGGCGAUUGCCAAGUUUGUGAACCCCCAGCACGCUCUGAGCUUUCAGCACAGCUUCCACAGGCACAUGAUAGAUCUGUCUCAUAUUGACGUGACCAUUAUCGAGGGCUGAGGAACCGCCUCAAGAAAAACCCAGAAAGCAGAGAGACGGAGGGCGUUGGUGAACAGCCGGCUGCGGGAGGGAAGCCGGAGCUUUGCUGCAAAAUCCUCACAGCACUCAAAACAAGCGUCGAGCGGAGGAGCCGAAACGGGAAAAGCCGAAAGAGAUCCGGCCGGCCGGGUUCUGUCGAGCCUGGGACGAGACUUUCAGCACCACAAACUCCUUCUGUUUUGUGAAUAGCAGUUAUGCACCAUAGCAUUUAACCCCCUAAACCGAGCGAAAGACGAAAGUCCUCGUCUUUUUUUGAAGGGACGCAUCCUGACUUUGAUAAAGGCGUAAGUGAGACUAGAGAAAGGUGGACGAUUUUUAAAGCGAGUGACGCUCGAUAAUGGUUGCUCCCGUCCUGAGGUUGAACAGCUCCUGGAGUCACGGGUUUGUAAUUGGACUGAAGCCUGCUGGGUGGUGCCGUUCUGCCACCAGCAGAGGGCAGUAUAGGAAUGUAAAUAAUACCCUCGAUGGAGAACAGUGGAGGUGACCAUCACCAUGAACCACGUGGGCUGAGCGUAGGAAGCACUGGGUGUAUUCGGGCCGUAUCAUGAAUGCUUUCUCUCCCUUUUUGCUGAGGUUCAUGUUCUGCAUCCUUUCGUCUGUUGGGUUGGAUCAAUUUUUGGAGCCCUUUGGCUCGUAGUUGUCGGUUUAAAAUGUUUUGUGGAAUCUUUUCAUGGUGUGUUGAGCUCGGUUUCAGCCUUCUGCUCAGUUGAGAGGAAUCUCGUCUGGUAGCUUCAACAGUGUAACGUGACAGACGAUCAACUUUUAUGAACAGAUUUUAAUUUUGGACGCUCCGGUGGCGAAUAGCAUUUGUUUUAUGGUGAAUAUCAGGAUUUCGGGGCAGUUGCUGAGACUGAGGUUGAGCCUACUGUCUAGUCUCUAGGCUUUAAACCCAGUCUUGGUGUUGAGUUGGACUCGAGUUGGACUCCCUUAGUUGGUGCUUCUUCUGUUUAAUUUGAUCGUUUAAUGUUACAGAUUGGUUGAAAAACUGUCUUGAUUUGGCACGUUGGCAGCCCACCGGGGGGCGCUAGUCUUCUUAAUAGGUCAUUUAUUCAGCUCUGGACUGUGAUUUAAACCUUUUUUUUGUCGGAAAAGCAUCUACAGCCUAUGAAAUGUGUGGUGUUGAGCAGUGGUCAGGCUUCAGACGCUUCAUUUGUUUGUUUGCUGUUAGGCUUUUUGUUUUAAAGCUGCUCUGCAUGUUAACACAUUAAUACGUUCUGCGUCUCCGUGUUGGGUCGUCCACCAAUUUUCGCCUCUGUAGCGCUACAGGUUCCAUAAAUAUUCAGUAUUAUUCCAUAUUUGGCUACAGCUGAAAGGCGAGGAGGAGGAGGCCUUUGGAAAAGCUUGGAAACGACAGCUAAGUUGGUUCACUUUGGUUCACGUCUGCUGCCGAUUUGCACCUUUUUAGUGAAAGUUUCAGACGAACGAGCUUUUCCGUGAGGUCAGUCCCAGAGCAGGAAGAGCAGUCCUGAUACCCAUUUUGCUGGGAUCCGUGUUCCAUCGUAGUCCGAAGGGGCCGUUUUGAUCCUAAAUGCAUCCGUUAUUCCUCUUUUCCCACCGUUCAGUGCUCUCUCUCUCUCUCUCCCUCCCGCGCCUCCCCAAGUUCCAUGAUCGGUAUGAGUUCACACCUCGUCCUGCUUCAGUCCGCUGCAUGUCCGCAUCUUCAUUUACUCUCCAAACGACCACCACCAUCUCUCUCUCUGCUGUCCUUCACUUUCCUGCACACCGCGUUUCCUCUUCGUCCGAGCGUAGCUGAAGAGCUGGGAGCAACUAUUAUCAGCGGUCAUGAUCAUGUGUAUAUAGUUCAGUCCAUCGUUGUUUUAUUUCUUCCUUUCCCGAACGUUCAGUGUUUGGAACCAGAGAGUUUCAGGAUUUUUUUUUUUUUUUUUUUUGGGGGGGUUUUGUUUUAUAUUAUUAUUAUUUUAUUACUGUUGGGGUUUAUUUUGUACAAAAAAACACAUCCGACUGUUUUACACGUUGUUUGGCGAAGGGCAGCUGGCUCUCGGCAGCUGGCCCGUCGCUUGAAGACGUUUUAAAGAUUGAAAAAUAAAAGAUGGUCAUGUGUAUGCCAUGUAAUUACAGGAUACAUGAAGCCAGUCUAACUUUUCCUGGAACACCCCUCGUCUCGUGUGUUGUGUAUGUGUGGAAAGUGCCUGUUUUUAGUGGUUUUUUUCCAUUCGGAGCUUUUCCAGGCUGUUUUUUUCUGAAAUGUGAGUUUUUUUGAACGCCUUUUCAGAUUUUAGGCUAUUUCUUACUAAUUAAUGGGUUUAAAUCUAAACCAAUGCCGGUCGGCUGAACUGAAGUUCGCUGAUAAAAGUAGACGCUUUGACUCGGGUUUAGGGUUUAGGCUUUUAGAGGGUUAGAGAUUCCGCUGGUGAUCUGUACAUAAAAAUAUUGAUUUUAAUAUUUAAUGUCUUGUCCACAGGUGUUCAUAGUUUCUAAUAGAAAAUUGGUAAGAUGGCAGAUUAGUAAUUAGUGUUUUUAUGUAUUGCAUGCCUGACUACCUUGUACUGUUUAUUUUUUUACUUUGGCUUGAUUUAUUUUGGUUUAUUUUUCUUUCGUAAGUGGAUUACACAUCCGUUUUUUUCCUUGACUCUCAUUUUGCCCUUUAAAUCCCUGAAUUUAAGGGAUGUUUUAAUGCAUUUUUGAAGCAUAAACCUUUAAGGGUUUGGAAACGUAUCAGCUGUGCUGACCUGUCGUGCGAUAUACACUCACUAGAGCGUUAAGGUUUAAGACUUGGGUCUUAAAAGUGAGAAACAGGCUCAUAUUGAACCUUCCAGUAACUUCGUUAGAAGUUUGUGAGUUAAUUUAGGAGUCGUUUAUAAUUAUUAAUGCUGUGAUUUUUAAUGGUACUGCGCAGAAAUGAUGUGAAAAGCCGGUCGGUAUGUCUGAUGUUUCUCAUUGUGAGGCUGCUGUGAGAAUAUUGUUUAUUUCUGUGGGAAACUGGGUUCUGUUGGUAGAUCAUGUCGCUCGUUUGGAGAACUCAUGCCUGUGUCUGCCAGUAGAAGCACAAUUUCACCAGAUUAAAGGACUUAAAACAAGUAAACAGCACCUGGAAAUGAGUUCUAAAAGCCUCCGAAUGAGACACGUCAGCCGUAUCGACUCACUUUAAGAUCUCACUUUGCUCAGAUGGCGUUUUCUCAAAUGUUUCUCGCCCGACCUGAGGCGAGUAGAGCCGUCGCGAGGGCGCGAGAGCGCGAGAGGAGGCCUUUCUUCUCUCUCACCGACUGCUCAACUCCAUUAGUUCCCUUUGAACAUUUUAUUGGAUGUUAAAGUCGCUUCACAGCCUUGAUUGUGUUUCAGGAACACGGUGGAGUUAUGGCUUCUAUAACUCCGCUGAUAAGGCGGCUGCGGCACCGUCGACCGGCCAGAACUCCUGUUGUGCCUUUUUAACCUCAUUUUUUCUCUCUCUCUCUUUCAGAUCCAGAGGCUCCUGAAGGAGGGUUAUUCAGAAUUGUUGAACGUCUUAUUUGUUGAUUAUUUAUUAUCAGACCGUCUGGCCGGAGCUAAAUCCCGCCAGGGGCCACUUUUAGAGCCGCGGUUAUAGAUUUUAAUGCAUGGUCUACAGCAGACAGUGAGAUGUUUCUCCUUUUAUGAAAAACCCUCCUUCAGUUUCGGCUCGGCUAACGUCACGUCUGUCCACAGUUGGGCCGUGUCCAGCUGGCCGCCGCUUCCUCUAACACGUCUGCGUUUUUCAACAGGUUCUCGUCCCGUUUGAGGGGUCAGACUGUCAACGUCGGCAAACCUCUACAUCUCUCUCUCUCUCUCUGUCUCUCUCUACCAGCUGCUGGAUGACCGCUGCUCUGCUGCCCCUUUUGUUUGUUGACUUGAACAUUGAACCUCUUUUAUAUUGAGCAGGGAGGACGUUGCGUCUGGAUUUCCUUUGUUUGUUUACCCAAAUCCGCGGACCGUUUUGCAUCACUGAGACCGCACCCGAACCGGGGGUCCAGAGUUCCGAAACUCGCGCUAAAGCCCAGAGCGAUUUGUACAGUCUUGUCUGUUGUACACGCGACCUCUGCGUUGUCGGUUUGGACUGAAAACAAAAAGGAAAGGCGGCUUUUCCUUGGAUUCUUUAUUAUUAUUACUAUGAUCAUCAUUAUUAUAUUAUUGUACAAGAGAAAUGUGUUGAGUCCACAUUCAGUGGUUUGUGUACAGACUCUGUUGAACUGAACUGUCAGACGUUUAAACUCACUGAAUGUUUGUUUACAAAAGUGGAAUUCAGUGUUUUUUCUUUAAUGCCAAUAAAACUGAACUCAAACUGUU
Molecule: messenger RNA, 8073 nt
Organism: Pygocentrus nattereri (red-bellied piranha)
Lineage: Eukaryota; Metazoa; Chordata; Actinopteri; Characiformes; Serrasalmidae
Gene: rbm33a
Product: RNA binding motif protein 33a
Exons: 20
Coding region: 211-3774 (1187 amino acids)
Molecular function (GO): RNA binding
Source: RefSeq, a predicted model, not a curated record